AUGUCACAUUCGAAAAGAAACACCUCCCUCGCAUUCUUCACCUCCUACGAACGCUCCCUGCUGAAGGGCGAUUACGGCAGGCAGCGCACGCGGCUGACGCGCGACAGUUUCAAGCCGCUAGAUGCGUGCUCGCUCUGUCUGAUGCGCGCGCGCGAGCCGGUGGCGUGUCCGAUGGGCGAUCUCUUUUGUCGGGAGUGCGCCGUGGAGAAUUUGCUCAGCCAGCGCAAGGAGAUCAAGCGCAUGCAGGCCGAGCUGGACAGGCGGAGGGGGGAGGAGGAUGAGGAGAGGCGGCGAGAGGAGGAGGAGGUCAGGGGGAGGAGCGUGAGGGAGUUUGAGUUGUUGCAGAUGGGGUUGGAGGUUGGUAGUGGUGGGGGGGUUGUCGUUGAUGGGACGGAAGUUGUGGAAGAAGUGGGGGGUGGGGAGGGGAAGAGGAAGAGGAAGAGGAAGUUUGAACUGGACGAAGAGGAAUUACUCCGUAUUGCUCGUGAGGAGAGGACGAAAGCUCGUCUCCUCUUGAAUGGUGAAAAGGCCUUAGCCUCAGCCACUAAACUCCCCUCCUUCUGGGUGCCCAGUCUAACCCCGUCAAUCUCCCCCUCAACCCUCCCGCCCAAGCCUCUAAAGCUCCACCCCGUCUGCCCCGCCUCGGAAAAGUCACACAUACACAAUUACUCCCUGAAAACACUGACAACCGUCCACUUUCACGAGGAGAAGGAUGAGAAGACGAACCAUGGUGAUGCACAGCGCGUAUGUCCAGCGUGCAAACGUGGUUUGAGUAAUUCCACCAAGGCGAUGCUGGCGAAACCGUGUGGGCAUGUAAUAUGCAAGCCCUGCGCCGAUAAAUUUGUUUCCGCUAGUCAGGAGGAGGAGGGAGGAGGAGGAGGAGGCGUAGUCACGUGCUUUGUUUGUGAUGAGCUACUUAGUGGGAGCCUGGGUGAGAAGGAGGAGAAGAAGAAGAAAAAGAAGGAGAAGGAGAAGGAGAAGGCUGAAAGAGGAAUGGUAUUGAUCAAGUGUGAUGGAACAGGAUUCUCUGCCGGUGGUGGGAAUGUCACGACAGAGAAGGAGGGGAUCGCCUUUCAGUGUUAGAUGUGGCGGAGUGUACGAUAUAUGGACUCGUUACAUCCCAGAGCUAAAACAGUCCACCACAGCACUCAUAAUACUCAUACCCAUCA
Molecule: messenger RNA, 1169 nt
Organism: Tuber melanosporum (Perigord truffle)
Lineage: Eukaryota; Fungi; Ascomycota; Pezizomycetes; Pezizales; Tuberaceae
Exons: 4
Coding region: 1-1083 (360 amino acids)
Cellular component (GO): nucleus
Molecular function (GO): ubiquitin protein ligase activity
Source: RefSeq, a predicted model, not a curated record